CCGACCGGUUUAUCGACAUCACGUUACGUUGCAAUGGGUACGUGAGCCUCGGAGAAGGACAAAAGUGUAUCGCCGAGGCGGUCGAACCGCUCGGGCUUCAUUGUCGACUCGGUUAGGCGUUGCGCUGCGCGUACGGUUUUAGUGUACGACGCGCGAACUGCGCAAUCGACGGCGCGCACGUCGCGUAGACACUCGAUACGGCGUAAUAUUGCAGACGAUAUCUAAUCUCCGAACGGUGCGUGAAAUGUUAUUCUAAUCGAAUUUUCAACGGUACCUACGGGAGGUACCUGUGUUUCCUACGAACUGCAAUGUUGUAACUUCGGGCCAUCAUUAAUUCAAUUGAUCGGAACGAACGUCGAGCCGCGGACACUCUCGCGUUUUAUACGAUAUUGGAGAUCAUAACGUUUGCAUUUUUAGAUAUAAUUUUUCGUUUCAAGAUUGGUAAAUAUUUUUAAAAUGAAUUACAGUAAUUAAACGCGUGAUAUUGUUUUUAGGAUUUACGCGCCGGAACAUUUAAUGCUAUUAUAUAAUGGCCAAAUCUUACUUAAUUAUGUGGAUUUUUAUUUACCAACUACUCGCUGUGAUCACUAUCUCAAGAAGUACAAACAUACUUGUAUUCGCACCAAUGCCGUUUAAAAGCCACUUCAGAGGAUUUCAACCGUUAUUCAAAGAACUCGCCGGCAGAGGAUAUAACCUUACCGUAGUGAGCUCGUUUCCGUUGAACAAACCAAUGGAAAACUAUACAGACAUUACGAUUGCAGUUGAUAAAAACAUUUAUAAAGUGAUCGACCCAAUGGAAUUGGCCAAACAUAAUUUCUUGACGGUACUGCCUAGUCUUUGGACAAUGUCUACCACCUUGGCUAAAAAAAUUAUUUCUCAACCGGACGUGCAAUACUUCAUUAUGUCCGAAGAAUUUGACUUUGACCUGGUGAUGGUUUUUUCGUUUUACCAGGAAUACUCGGUCGCACUUGGUCACAAGUACAACGCACCCGUCAUUAAUCUAGGCGUUUCGAUGCUAUGGACUUCCAACAGUAAAUGGAACGGCGAGCCGUCCACAUUUUCGUACAUACUCGAUCAGCGAACCGGGGCCACUGAUCGAAUGUCUUUCGUCGAUCGGUUCAAAAACACAGUCAUUGGGAUGUACCAACUGUUUUUGGAAGACUACUAUUAUUUGUCAAAGCAAAAGGAGUUAAUGGACAAAUACUUUAAGUACAAAGGAUAUGAAUCGAGACCUCCUCUCGAAGAUAUGUUAAAGAACGUGUCGGUGACACUUCUGAAUGCACACCACAGUAUUGGGGUGACGAGACCCUACUUACCCGGUACAGUCGAAAUCGCAGGGCUUCACGUGAACGAUCCAAGACCAUUGACAGGAAAAUUUUUGGAGUUUGUCGAAUCUGCCAAAUACGGAGUGAUUUAUUUUAGUUUCGGUACCAUUGUGGAUCCAUCUAAAUUACCGAAUUCAACGAUAGAAAUUUUUGUAAAUGUUAUAAAAAAACUUAAGCAAAAAGUCAUGUGGAAAUGGGAUUCGAAAAAUCUUCCACAGUUGCCGGAUCAUGUUAUGGUGAGCGAAUGGUUUCCACAAUCUGAUAUUUUAGGUCACCCAAACGUCCGUCUGUUCAUUACACAUGGAGGGAUACACAGCCUCGAAGAAGCUACUUACAACGCGGUACCGAUUGUCGGCAUUCCUUUUUUUGGUGACCAGCAUAUGAACAUGCGACUAGUCGAACAAAAUGGCUUUGGUAAGAUGGUCGAUCAUAUCGAUUUGAACGAAAACUUAUUGCUAUCAGCGAUUAACGAAGUCCUCGCAAAUCGAAAGUAUAAAGAAAAUACGAAAUUACGAUGUGAAAUUUUCAAAGAUAAUCAAAUGAAAUCAAUGGAUCGGGCCUUAUACUGGGUGGAAUACGUAAUUCGCCAUAACGGAGCUGAUCAUCUUAAGCAAAGCAGGAAUAUUCCGCAAAGUUUCAUCCAAUAUUUCUUAAUAGAUGUUUGUUUGGUUAUUAUAACGAUGAUAAUCAUAAGUGUAUUUUUAAUUGUGAAGACAACAAAGUACAUAGUCAAGAUUAAAAAAAGUAAAAAUAUUAAAAAAAGAAAAAAUUAAAAUUCUAACACUUCUUGGGUAUUACUCGUUACUAUAGGUUUAAUUAAAAUACUUACUUUAAAAAAAUUAA
This is a messenger RNA of Sipha flava (yellow sugarcane aphid), 2168 nucleotides long. RefSeq names its product UDP-glucuronosyltransferase 2C1-like. NCBI's taxonomy places the organism in Eukaryota, Metazoa, Arthropoda, Insecta, Hemiptera, Aphididae. The transcript has 6 exons. Gene Ontology annotation, molecular function: UDP-glycosyltransferase activity. Bases 530 to 2098 code for a protein of 522 amino acids. The record is from RefSeq and is a predicted model, not a curated record.